GUCUGGAUGGGCUCUACGAGCGUUGUGCUCAGUACAAGAAGGAUGGCGCCGACUUUGCCAAGUGGAGAUGUGUGUUAAAGAUCACCCCCACCACACCGUCCAACCUGGCCAUCAUGGAGAACGCCAACGUACUGGCCCGCUACGCCAGCAUCUGCCAGAUGCAUGGCAUCGUGCCUAUCGUGGAGCCUGAGAUUCUUCCAGACGGUGACCACGACCUGCAGCGCUGCCAGUAUGUGACUGAGAAGGUGUUGGCAGCUGUCUACAAGGCACUGUCUGACCACCAUGUCUAUCUGGAGGGAACACUGCUCAAACCCAACAUGGUGACUGCCGGACACUCCUGCCCCACAAAGUACAGCCCUCAAGAGAUUGCUAUGGCAACUGUCACCGCCCUGCGCCACACUGUGCCCCCUGCAGUGCCAGGUGUGACCUUCCUGUCAGGCGGUCAGAGUGAGGAGGAGGCCACCCUCAACCUGAACGCCAUCAACCAGUGUACACUGCACAGGCCCUGGGCCCUCACCUUCUCCUAUGGCAGGGCCCUGCAGGCCUCAGCAUUGAAGGCCUGGGGAGGCAAGAAGGAGAACGGCAAGGCCUGCCAGGAUGAGUACAUCAAGAGAGCCCUGGUAAGGAGGAAGGAGAAGAGAGAUGCAAAAACAGAGUAAA
This is a messenger RNA of Epinephelus lanceolatus (giant grouper), 660 nucleotides long. NCBI's taxonomy places the organism in Eukaryota, Metazoa, Chordata, Actinopteri, Perciformes, Serranidae. The record is from RefSeq and is a predicted model, not a curated record.